UUCUUUUGCACGAACGACUGCGGGAAGGGCGUCCAUUUUGCUUCGCCAUAUUGAAUUUGGUCGGACAUCUUUGGACGCCAUGUUUAGUCGGACAUAUUUUAUAAACAUUUUCGCGUAAUAUUCAAAUAUUUUUCAGUCUAAAUAGUGAACUUUUUUUCACUGAAAACUGUGACAUUGAUUGUAGUGAAUAUUGAACAGGAAAAUUCUGAAUCUACGCAGUAGUCCAUAUCUGUCUCCAGGGGGCCGUCCAGCUUUUGUUACAAGAUAAAUAGAGCAGGUGAAAGGUGGUGCGGUUCAAGAUGAUGAACCAGGAGAUUAUGUGCGAGGUGGAGAUCGGCACGCACGGCUCCAUGGUUGAGAUCGAUGGGGAUGACCAGGUCGGAGUCAAGUAUGAAGAGAUAGAAGCAGCUCAAUAUGAGGAGUACAUAACGGAUGAUCAAUAUGAAGAAGUGGAAGAACAAGUCAUUGGUAUGCAGCAUUUGGAGGAAGAUUACAAAAUUGCAGUUGGCAGUGAGGAGGUGAUACUGCCCGGUAUAUCUGGCGAGGAGGUGUUGAACCCUAACGAGAACCCGUACGACCCGAUAUACCAAACCCCGCCAUCUAGCAGCAGAAGAGGUCGAGGCAGACCCCGUGCCAAUGCUAACAUAGCAAACAAUAUUCACCAUCUGAUGCCCAUUGGCGAGGUGCCCAUGGGCCUAAUGGAGGGAGUGGGCACUAACCGCGGCACAGCGCGCCGGUGGGAACAGAAACAAGUACAGAUCAAGACUAUGGAGGGCGAGUUCUCAGUUACUAUGUGGGCUACUGGUGAAGAUGAUGAUGAUGGUUCAAACCCUGAGCCCGAUCCAGACUACACGGAGUACAUGACUGGAAAGAAAAAUAUAUUAGGCAGUGAAACUAUGCCAGGUCUAGACUUGUCAGAUCCCAAGCAGUUAGCGGAAUUCGCCAGGCCCGGUCAUAAGAUACGGUUAAAGAAGCCUUCACCAGAAUCAUCUGAUAGAACUAUAGCAUGUCCACACAAGGGCUGCACGAAAAUGUUCCGUGAUAACUCCGCCAUGCGCAAACAUCUACACACACACGGACCGCGAGUGCAUGUGUGCGCCGAGUGUGGUAAGGCAUUUGUAGAGAGUUCCAAGUUAAAACGUCACCAGUUGGUGCAUACUGGAGAGAAGCCAUUCCAGUGCACGUUUGAGGGGUGCGGCAAGAGGUUCUCAUUGGACUUCAACCUCAGAACCCAUGUUCGUAUUCACACCGGGGACCGUCCAUACGUUUGCCCGUUCGAUGGGUGCAACAAGAAAUUCGCACAGUCCACCAACCUCAAGUCGCACAUACUCACACACGCUAAAGCCAAAUCUAGAAGUUCCCUAUCACGCAACAGCGGCAAUAAUUACGAAUCGGCGCGAACGACACCACAAUUCGUACAGCUAGAGAUGUCACCUGACGACUCUAACCCCCAGCUCAUCUUCUACGCACAUGACUGAAGUUCCGCACAGCUCGCCACUAUCGCCACGUCCACCACGCUCACCAAGCAUCUUUACACCAAUACUCGGGGGCUGGUACGAGUGUUGUGACGUAUCGUGCGAUGACGCUCUAGUGUAGUGCUAAUUAAAAUUGUGAAUGCGAGACUCGAAUAGCAAGACUCUGAUGCAGAUUUGCAAGACUGGUGAUUGAUAGUAACAUAGUGUUAUAAUUUUGUAGUUGUUUUAGUGUAAAUUGGAUGUGACCAAAGUUGGAGUAAUUAGAUAGAAUAACGAACGCCAUUUUCUUUAUUAGAGACAGUAUUUUCUCUGUCCGCCCAUACCUGUAUAAACUAUGGUACCUUCUGGGCAUUCAAAACAAUGUUUAUGUACUAUGUAUAGUAAUCUCUCUUUAUCUCUGCCAUUUUUCUUAAUAGAUGAAACUUUCAAUAUAUUUUGAAAUAAAAAAAGAACAUGAAAUAAUUAUGUUUUUAGAAAUUCUAAAGCAAAUACAAUAAAAUACAUUAAGUCUUAGAUAUCUACUAGUUGUUUGCUUAGAAACAAACAUGUAGAUGAUUCUAAAUCUGUUCAAACUCAAAUCAUUUUAAUAACUUUUUUUAAACAAUUUUUCAGAAGUUUGAGAGUCUACCGUGAAGUGAAAUUCCGAAUUUUCGGACUUAAUUUCAUGUUUUCGUCGUUCAUACCGUAAUUGGAUCAGUAAAAAGAGCUUAACAUUUCAUUCGUUAUUUUCUUAACAAUAUAUUAACAUUUUAUGAUAAUAGUUCAAAGAAACUUUUUAAUAUUUUUAAAUGGUAAGUAUUAUGUAAUUUUGACAUUAAAUUUGUAUUUCGUUCGGCCCCGAAAUUUUGGAAAAAGUUUUAUGGUAGGCCCUCUGUUUCACGUGCUUACCCAAACUGAAGAUGAGCAAAUUCUCUGACGUGGAUACAUUACUAUACAUAAUAUAAAAAUAAGAAAUAUUGUUUGUUGCUGUAAUUGCAACAAUGACUUAUACUAAUACAAAUUUUUGCACUUGUCUAAAUAUGUUCACCUUAUCAAAACUUGAAAUAAUGUUUAUUGAUUAAAUAUUUUUGUAUACUAGUUGGCAGGGAAGUAUACGAGAGGCCUGAUGAUAAGUGGUAGUUACUGUAGCUUAUAGAUGCCUGCUCCAUGUGACGUAAUACAUGUAACAUACUGUUAAGCAACUGAUCACGCGCUGGGAUGAUGCUAGUCCUAGAUGCUUUAUCACAUGCGCCAAAUAAUGUCCAAUCUUUCCCACAUCUAGAAAUUUGUAUUAUUUUGAUAAUAAAAUCAUUAAAUAUUGUGUGACUUGAGAACUGACUGAACCAAUUUAUCUAUUUUUUAAUAUUUUAAAUAGCCCAAUUAAGAUAAAAAAAUGUAAAUUAACAAUUGUCAUCAUACUUUCAAAUGCAAGAACUUAAUUUCUGUCUACCUAUAUUUCAACUAGAUAUUUCUAAGAACGGCUUAGUAUGAAAUACAGCUUGUUAGGCAUGAGUAAUAUUGUGUAUGUGUGAUAAUGAAGCGCAACUAUAUAUUGGAUUUUAAAUAUAUCCUUACUAUACAUAGGCCUCCCCUAUAGACAACCAUAAGAAACGGUCCUAAGUCACUUGCAUCCACUGGCUCCCUGCAAUUAAUUUGAGGUCGUCUCUCCAACCAGUAGGGGUUCAUUAGACACUGUAUUUGCCCAUAUAGGGGUAUUCUAAACUGUAUUUGCCCGUACUGGGUCGCUACUCAAGAACUUUUUUUCACAAUUGGUCUUUGAGUUAUAUAACCAGCCCAUAAGGGCAUAUCGCUAUGCUCGAAGUUUCUUUGUGUAACUGAAAUGAGGACAUCUGAAAUAACCAAAGUGACCAAUAUAGCCUGAAGGAUAAGCAAGCUAAAGUAGCAAUUGUGGGUAAAAGUUGCUAAAUAUAUAAAAAAAGAUUGACAAAUAUUUAAUUUAUAAUAUAUGUCGCCCUCCACUUGCUUGUUACGUGUAUUAUGUCAAUGAUUUUUUUAAUGAAUAAAAAUGGAAUGGUAAUUUCGCCGAUAAUGAUUUAUGUUGGCGAGAUACCAAUGAUGAGUGUUGAAUGAGGAUGAAGUCAGGUACAGGGUACUAUUACUGGCAAUGGAGCUAUGCUAAUGGUAUGCAUUUCAUCUAAGUUAUUAGUGGCCCUAUAGAUUUAUAAAUCUUCAACUAAAAAAGAAAUGGUCAAAAUUCCUAAACACUAGGUUUAAAUACCUGAGAAUGUACGCUUGAAUAACCUGUAAAUUUUGUACUAUAAUUUAUAGAUAUGCCAAAAAAUAACAAUUGUAAUAUAUAAGUUGAAAUAACGUUAAGUAAGGAGAAUGCAUAAUCUUAUGUGUAACUAAAAGAAAAAUAUGUGGCUUUGAGCCUAAUAUUCAAUUAAAUCAUAACAGAUUUUUAUUUUCAGUAUUGCUUUCUUCAUUAUUCUAGUAAAUUGAAUUAUUUGUUUCAAUGAACUUUUAUUACUAACGUAAGUGUAAUGUGUCCUGGGACCUUUUCUUCCUUUACAUGUUUAUUUUCAAGUUAUCUUAUGUAAGCAAUAUCAUAUCCCAACAGUAAAAUUGAAGAUAACCUUCUGAAAUUACAGUAAAAUCGCAAUUUUAUUUAAUUAAUAAUUUACAUAGUGAUUAAAAUAAUUUGAUUUUGAAAAGGUUGAGCUUAUAUUCAAUCUGUCAUUAACCAAAUGUGUAUGAAGUAACUUCGUAUGGUUUAAAGAUGUCGCGUAUUUUUUGAACUGACCACUGUUUAUUUUACUAUUACUAUUAAUAAUAUUUGCCAUAAGUAAUAUCGAAAUCAAGAUAUUUGAGUUUAAAAUUCUACAAAUCUGUACAUAGUACUGAGAAUUUUAAACUUUAAUAUCUUAUAAAUCGAUAAUUUUACCUAUAUUCUUUCAUUACUUUAAACAUAACCUAAUUUUUUUUUUAGUUUUACUCAAAUUUAUAUAAAAUUAAUAAAUGUUCCUUUAUAAAAUGAUCAUACCAAAAAAGGUAUGUUUAUACCGUCAUCGUCAUUACGACGAAAAUGUUUUAGUCUCACUAAUAUGCAUUCUCCUUUAGUGCGCACAUGGAAAAAUUUGGUAAAACCUAAGAAUUUUUCAAACAUAUUAAUACCAUAUUUUUCUGAACUCACUGGCAUUUCUAAUUGUGUAAUCAGUAGCAGCUUGUUAACCCCCAAGGAGUUAACAUUACACCAUAUCUCUGCAUCUCAUAGUUUGAAAAACGAUGUCAGUGCUAUUUUACCAUUGCAACCAAUAUUUUCCAUAUGUGCAUUAUUAAUUUUCUUUUUUAGGGCAUAUUAAGAGAAUUGACGAUGUUACUCGUCACAAACAUAAAGUUUUGUAAUGACUGAUGUAUAUAUUAUGUUUGUUUUUCAUGGAAAUUUAGCUGUAUUGCAUUAUUUAUAUUGAAAACAUAUAUUGCUUUUUAAAAUUUGUUUUUAAAGGCCCUCUUGACUAAGAAUUGCAAUAUUAUGAUCUUUUUUUUUUAAACAUACUUUUUUUAUAUGUUACAUCACUCCAAUAAAAAUUGUCAGUAUAUGUCUUUUUUUUCUAAUAUUAUUUUUUUUAAACGUAUCAACUACCAAAGGAUCAAUUUCAUUACUAAAAUUGUUAUUAAAAUAAAUGUUUUCUGCUAAUUGGUGUUGUAAACAAAUGUAUAAAUAAUUUAUGUUCUGAAACAUUGGAUGGUACAUGUUAGUUUAAGUAAAGAGGAGACACAGAGAACAUAAAAUUCCAAUUAUAAAAAAAGACUUCAAUAUACAAUCAACGCCUUUUAAGUAAAUUACCAUGAAAUUGCAUGAUACAAACCUUAUUUAUAUACAUAUAUUUUCAUUCAUCUGUUUCUAUGUAAUAUACAUAAAUUAAAUUUGUAUAUAUAUAUAUAUAUAUAUAUA
Galleria mellonella (greater wax moth) is the source of this 5370-nucleotide messenger RNA. It is a transcript of the gene PHO, whose product is annotated as transcriptional repressor protein YY1-like. Gene Ontology annotation, biological process: regulation of transcription by RNA polymerase II. Gene Ontology annotation, cellular component: PcG protein complex; transcription regulator complex. Gene Ontology annotation, molecular function: DNA-binding transcription factor activity, RNA polymerase II-specific; RNA polymerase II cis-regulatory region sequence-specific DNA binding. The transcript has 12 exons. The record is from RefSeq and is a predicted model, not a curated record. Lineage: Eukaryota; Metazoa; Arthropoda; Insecta; Lepidoptera; Pyralidae. The coding region runs from base 300 to 1478 and encodes 392 amino acids.